Rhincodon typus (whale shark) is the source of this 4872-nucleotide messenger RNA. RefSeq lists its product as uncharacterized. The coding region runs from base 107 to 2737 and encodes 876 amino acids. Gene Ontology annotation, molecular function: zinc ion binding. Gene Ontology annotation, cellular component: nucleus. The record is from RefSeq and is a predicted model, not a curated record. The transcript is spliced from 18 exons. Lineage: Eukaryota; Metazoa; Chordata; Chondrichthyes; Orectolobiformes; Rhincodontidae.
GUUUAGCACUGCUGCCUCACAGCAUUAGGGACCAGGUUCGAUUGCACCCUCAGGGACAAGUGUGCAGAAAAGGAGAUAGUGUUUAACAGAAAGUUGAAAACUUCACAUGAACCAAGUCAAACUCCUCAGAGAGCUGACGUUUAGAGAGAGGACCAUGAAAGAUUUUGAAGAGCUGAGGAAACUGUGCUGUGCUGAUAAUCCUGGUGCAUUUGAGGUGUCUGCGACAAGCAAUGGUUUUGAGAAGAAUACAAAGAGAGGCGUGAGCUUUGUUGCUCCUGGAGCAAAGGACAGCAUCACGAAACUGAAGAAAAGGAAGGAGGUGCUGUGUGAGAACUCCUCUGCUGGAAGUGAGGGACAGAACGGGGAUAGCACGGAAGGAACGUAUCCAGAUAUAGAAAAGAAGGGCCAAAAAAGCUUUACACUGAAGAAAAAGAAAGCUGUGUUAGAAAAGAGACAGGCCAAGGCAAACGUCGACGAAGGCUACAUUACAAAACCGGAAAACGUCAGCGAUGAAGACAAGGCUAAACGCAAAGCCAAAUGUGUUGGAGGCAUGACUAAAACAAAUAAGGCGAUCUCAACACUCAGUGACAUUCAGUAUGAAAAGAUCUUCCAGUCUGUCAUAGACAAGUCUCUAGAGGAAUGCAUAGGUAUGGCUUCUAGUGUUGGUUACUAUGAGAUAAAUGAAGUCAGCACAGUAGGACGAAGACACAAACGUAAAGGCCAGCCAAAGAAGAUUGUUCAGGACUACACCAAGUUCAUUGACGAUGAUGAAGAAUCUGCGUUAGAUAAUUAUGUUGCCUGGGUUCAGUGCAGCGAGGAGAAAUGUGGGAAGUGGAGACGUUUGGAUGACAGUGUGGAUCCAGCCACUCUGCCAGAUGACUGGGUGUGCAGUCAGAAUCCAGAUCCUCUGUACAAUAUGUGCGACCUACCAGAGGAGGUCUGGGAUGGAAGAGAGAAUGAUAUUAUUUAUGCUGAGCUGGUUCCUGGUUCCAUAGUGUGGGCGAAACAGCUUGGAUAUCCAUGGUGGCCAGGGAUGGUGGAACAUGAUCCGCAGACUGGGAAAUACUUUAUGUUCACAACCGACUCAGAUCAGUUUCCGGUCAGUAUGAGGCAAAGGUCCAGUACAAUCCUACUAUCUAGUGUAGCACUGAGUGACAGCCACCAAAGGUGUUUGAGACAUUUAUUGGAGUCCGUCGUGGAUGUAGCAAUCAAAACUCACUGGCAUACUGCAGCAGACCUGCGACAGAAAUGUCAAUGUGGGAACACGGUGGUGUGUCGAAGUGGCAGGCAGCUGGAAACUUGGGGUCAUUUUUGCUGCUGGGAGGCCCUCGCACUCAUCGAUCGGCACGAUGAUGCACGGCCUCCACUUCUAGAAGCUUCUGUGGUGCUCAACUUUGGAGAUCUGGAGCAGCAUGAUGGCUCAGCGAGCAGCUGUAUGGAGACUUUACCUUUGACUAAAACCAACUGGCCAUUCUUCUUGCGUGAACAUGACACAAUGAGUACCAGUGAGUGUGAACGUGGGGUAAUUAGUGCCAGUGAGUGUGAACCUGGGGUAAUUAGUGCCAGUGAGUGUGAGCCUGCGGUAAUUAGUGCCAGUGAGUGUAAACCUGGGGUAAUUAGUGCCAGUGAGUGUGAACCUGGGGUAAUUAGUGCCAGUGAGAGUGAAUCUGGGGUAAUUAGUGCCAGUGAGUGUGAGCCUGCGGUAAUUAGUGCCAGUGAGUGUGAACCUGGGGUAAUUAGUGCCAGUGAGUGUGAAUCUGGGGUAAUUAGUGCCAGUGAGUGUGAGCCUGCGGUAAUUAGUGCCAGUGAGUGUGAACCUGGGGUAAUUAGUGCCAGUGAGUGUAAACCUGGGGUAAUUAGUGCCAGUGAGUGUGAACGUGGGGUAAUUAGUGCCAGUGAGUGUGAACGUGGGAAGCGUGAUUUCUCGAAGAGGGUAAACACUGCGAAGAAGAUGGCUGAAGAAGCUCAGAAAGUGAAAAUACAGGACCGAAUAUCCCAGUUUGGCUUUCUUGUCAGAUAUAAGGGAAUUGAAGAUGCCAAACUUUCCGAAGAUAGUCCCAGUCAGGAAUCGCUGGAGGAUCCCUGCAUUGUUGAGGAUGCAAAAAGACCAAAAUCCAGGAACAAGGAAGAGUCUUGGAGUAAGGACUGUGCAGAGAAGGAGCCUGAAACCCAUCAGCUGCGAGCCAGAAAGGGAAAAGAGAAGAAUGGUGGUGUUCACCUCGCUGCUGGUCCAAGGAAACCGAGCAAACGGGAAUCUCCAGCACAUCUGGUAAGGAAGACGUUACCGAACAACUCCAAGUGGUUUAGAGACCCCACCUUGAAGAGGGACAGCAGUGGGGGCAAUCAGGAAGUCGCUGAGAAAUCGGCUGCCUCAAAUGGGAUUGAAGAGCUGGAGCUCAUGCCUCAAAGAGCCAAGGGGACUGAAGACAAAGUCACGGGACAUGAUCGUAUUCGGCGCAAGGCUUGCCUCAGCCCUGACCCUGACUCCCACACUCUGCCGCGCAUUGCAGCUGAUCUGAAUGAAAAGGAAUCUACGAUGGCGAAGAAACAUCUGCUCCGGGAACCCCCAUCGCCUCCCAGAGGUGGCCCGGCCAGUGAAGGCUUUACCAAGCUGCUCCAAGAGGUUGUUGAAAAGAAACAAGAUGCAGAUAGCUUCUCAGAUAAUGACAUGGCAAUCUUAACAUUGAAGAAAUCAGAAGAUGAAGAGGAAUUUGCUGACUUCAUGUUCGAGGAGUGAAUGAGCGUAACAGUCGUCGUGCUGCACCUUACACCAAUGCUCCACAACUAUAUCCGUUAAUCUCAACUGUAGAGCUCGUAUAUUCAAUACUGAAAACAAUAGCUCAAGUGUGGUCGAUGAUACCAUGGUUUGUUAUGAUAGUUAUUUGGAAGCAAGGGUCUGUGGUAGGGUGACUAUUUGGGCUGUGUUCCAGAGGUUUAUUGUAAGGCUAUCAGAUUUUCAGUCUGUGAUCCAGCUGUUCACUGGAGUACUACCACAUGUUUGAAUGGUGACCCUGAGGUUUAUUUUUAUGGACCUGCCGCAUGUUUGAGAUGGACGGUUACUGAAGUUUGACCAAAGCUUUUAGUUUAGGUUUUGUCUCAUAUGACGCCAGGUUUUAGUCUCAUGUUGAAGAUAAUGCUGGCUUCAGAUGGUUGCUGUAACAUACAUGGUAUUGAUGUGGUGUCUGGGCAAAUGCCUCUCCUGAUUUAGAUUUCCGGGAAGAUAUUGAAUGAAUGUUUGAGUGGAUGUUGGUCAUCUUACUCUAUAUCCUAAAGAAUAUCCAAACUUUGUGACAGUGCAACUCUUUGUCUUUCCCGUCGAUCCAGUCAUCCCUUUUCUCCACUUUGAUAUAAAUUUAUUCCUUUAUCCAAAUAGUAAGGCCGGCUGCUUCUUGCCAGCUAGUUGUGCAGCAGCUAGUUGUAAGGAUAGCCCCAACUAAAGUGGGUGUUUUGUAUUACUUCAUUAAGAUCCAGUGUUGACAUUCUGAAUCUACACUGUCAGUUCGAUUGUCAAAUACAUUUUCCUGAUCCCUGUUGUGGUUCAGUGUGUCACAAGCCAUGCAGAAUAGAAUAGGCCUUCAUUGUUGCCUGUUAACUAUUCGUCACAUGUCCACUCCCUACAUUGGUGGCCAGAAAUUUCAGUAUUUGAUUACACCUCUACCUUGUUCCAGGACUAAAAAGAGAGGAAUAACCUGUAAUCCCGAUAUCUAUAGAAUAGUCACAACACUGACAGAGACCGUUCAGCCCAUCGGGUCUACGGAGGCUGUCUCUUUUGAAGAGUUAACCCCGUUCCUCAAACUCUGGCAGUAGUUUUCCCUGUCUUGUAUGUAUCGGAUUCCUUUUUGAAAACCGUUCUGCAAUCCAUUCCCCUACACCAUCGGACAAUGAGUUUCAAAUUCUAUCUGCUCACUUUGCAAGAAGACUUUCCCUCUCAUUGUCUGUUUCUUUUGCCAUUUGCCUGAAUUCUGUGCCUUCUGGUUAUUAUCCCUUCAGCCACUGGAAACUCUUUAUUUUAUCCAUCCCAAACUUUUAAGCAUUGCUGGGGAGUGUCUGGCUGAGGGUUGCAUUGGACAUUUACCUAGCCUCCCUCUGAAAGUGUAACCACUUGAGUGAGCUAUCAGAAGGUGACUGGCGUCUGUAACACUGAUGUAUUGCCUUCAGCAGGGAUGGAAUAAACUAGGUCAAUAAAAUAGGUGCGGGGAGGGAGUCUUACUGAUUUUAUAAAUUGCAUAUAGAGGAUGGAGCCAUCAAGGUUAAUUUGGAUAUUCAAAAGCAACUUGUUACCGAUUCAAAAGCCUUCCCUGGAAGUAGCUGCAGAUGCACUGAGAUGCUUUUUGACACCACUUUGAUGGUUGCUGUUAUCCUAAAUUGUUUACAGCGUAAGGGUGGGGCAACCUUCAAACUAAAUACAGAACAUGAUACGCUGGGCUUGCAGCCAGAGCUGUACUUCUGCAUGUUGCUCCUGUCUAAUGCGUAUCGUUAGGAAAAGUGGGCAGAAGCAUCCAUGACAUCUCGAGGCGAACCCUCCCCUCACUGCGGGAACCGUCGGGCUCUGGAUCUCCCCAGGUUUCCUGCUGCCUUUGUUGUUGGAUUUGAGUGCCUGACGAGCUCUUGCUCCCACCAGGGAGAAGCAGCUUCCUUGCCAAGAAUCCACCCAAUUAACUGGAAAGACUAUCAGUGUUGCUGCCAGGCUAUGGUACAUUCUAGCAUUGCUAUGGCAACUGUAUGCUGUAGCGAUGAGAGUCAGCAAACCUCCAGACUCUGCUGUGGAACUGCUUAUUCCUUUCCAUUUUAACAUAUAUCAGGUCUCACUCCGUGAUAGGUCUAGGUUUGAGUGUGUGUGUGUGUGUGUGUGUGUGUGUGUGUGUGUGUGUG